This is a messenger RNA of Phragmites australis (common reed), 2086 nucleotides long. RefSeq names its product E3 ubiquitin-protein ligase RMA1H1-like. Gene Ontology annotation, biological process: ubiquitin-dependent protein catabolic process. Gene Ontology annotation, molecular function: ubiquitin-like protein conjugating enzyme binding; metal ion binding; ubiquitin protein ligase activity. The record is from RefSeq and is a predicted model, not a curated record. Lineage: Eukaryota; Viridiplantae; Streptophyta; Magnoliopsida; Poales; Poaceae. The coding region runs from base 326 to 1108 and encodes 260 amino acids. Gene Ontology annotation, cellular component: endoplasmic reticulum. The transcript has 2 exons.
AUGCCCGCCCACUCAUUAUAAUCUCUCAUGACCGAGCCGAUCUUCUUUUGUUUGGUCCUCUUCACCUCGCCUUCUCAUCCCAAAUUCACCUCGCCGCACCCUCCUCGCCUGACCGCGCUGCCGAACCCAUCUCUAGGCCUCCUUCCACCGAAGCACGCCGCCCCGAGUGCUUGCCUCCUAGUCGUCGUCGUCGUCCUCCUCCUCCUCGCUGCUGGUACUGGACUUGCGUGGAGGGCAGAUCCAUUCGGGCUCGGAUUGAUUUCUGCUUUUGUUGUACUGUCAGUAACUGAACCAAAACAGUUUGCAAGAGAGUAUCGUGAUUGUCAUGGAAGCUGGGAGAAUGGAUCAGACUUGCAUGGCUGCUAUCAAUAGCCAGCCUUUGGUGGCUGAUGAUGAGCCAGUGAAGAAAGCCGGCGGGGACAUGCCUGCGACAACUGGAAGCGGAUGCUUUGAUUGCAACAUCUGCCUUGAUUUUGCAGCAGAGCCAGUGGUUACUCUUUGUGGCCAUCUCUACUGCUGGCCUUGCAUCUACGAGUGGCUGCGCCCAGGGGUGGGAUCAACUGCCAGUGACAGCAGCAGUUCAGCAAGGCGGCAGUGUCCUGUAUGCAAGGCAACACUCUCCCUGGACACGCUUGUGCCACUGUAUGGCCGUGGUGGGAGCUCAAAGAAAUCGUUGAACGGUGUGGCCAUUCCACGCCGUCCAAUGGUGCACCGGGAGACUGUUGAGCAUCAGAACGCACAGGUAUACGUCGAUGACCAGCACCACCAGAGCAUGGAAGCCAACCCUCCGCACCAGCCAUUGUGGCACGCACACCACCAUUCUGCUGCUGCUGCUGGAUUCGAUUUCAUCUACCCUCCUGCACCAGUAGGACGUGGUUUGAUACACUCAACGGCUGGAGGGGUGCUUGGAGGGAUGGCAGAGGCCGUGCUUCCCUGGGCGCUCCGUGGCCAGCUGCCAGCCAGCUUGUACUACACAAGCCCUUACCAUGUCGCGGCACAAAAUGUGAACCCCAGGCUGAGGAGGCAGCAGAUGGAAAUCGAGAGGUCCCUGCACCAGAUCUGGUUCUUCCUAUUCGUGUUCGUGGUGCUGUGCCUGCUCUUGUUCUGAAACAGGACUGUGCUAUACACACCUUUCUGUAGAUAUUGGAAGUGGUAGGAUACUAAUGGAUGAUGCGUAUAGUAAGAGGGUAAUGGUUGACGGUUUGAACUGUAUCGAUAAGCAUGUGCUUAAGCAUGCUGAUACAGAGUUGUAAUAUGAUGAGACAUGGAGGUGAAAUGCAGAUUUCAUCCUUACCGUCUUAAUGAGAAGAUCCUGCACAUCCAAGCUGCAGAGAUUCUGGUAAUGGCCUAACUAGUAACAAAUGGAUGGCUGGAAUACGACAGACACGUGAGAUCUUGUCUACCGUCCCUAGAAGUGAUUAGAAGCUGCAAAAGAUGUUUUGGAGGAAAUAUGGAAACUGCAAGAGAAGCAGCAAAUUGAAAUCUUGACGUUGUUAUGGGUUUGGUGGACUACUCGCAAUAGUCUCUGAAGAACAAGGCACCUUUUAUCUUGGAUGAAGUGGUUUUCCUGAUCCGAAAUUUCGUCAAGGAAUUCAGCGACUACCUGAGAAGGGAAGACAAACACUGCCCGUGUUCCAUUAUUCGAAUGAGGAGGCCACCAGAACGAGAUUUCUUGAUAAUAAAUGUGGAUGGUUCCUUCUUUAAACAAUCUGGAAAUGGUGGCUGGGGUGCUAUUGUUAGAGACUGUGAAGGGCGUCCAAGAAUCAUGGCAACUGGUAAAUUGCAAAACCUUCAAGACCCUUUCUAGGCAGAAGUGAUGGCUACCACUAAUGCUUUGAAGAUCGCUCCUGAACUUGGCAUGGGCCGAAUUAUGCUGGAGACAGACUGUCAAAACCUGAGAAUUCUUUGCUAGAAGAGGAGACGGAAGCUAGAAUGUUGCCAAUUUUUGCAGAAUUAUGCUGAACAUGAAUGCCCGUAGUAGUCAGGGAAGCUAGAAUGUUGUUUUAUCUUAACUUUGAUGUAUAUCAUGUAAUGUAUUGUCCAAGAGACUGUAACCGUAUUGCAUCAACUAGCUCAGUUUGGAGUU